AUGAUGCCGACGGGGUUAUGGAGGCGUACGAGGGCUGCAGCGCCACAGCGGACUGGGACCAGAGCUGGUGCUACGUGCAGGGCGGUUCCAAUUGCAACCAAUGCCACCGCCGACUGGAACCAGACCUGGUGCUACGUGCAGGGCGGCUCCAACUGUGACCAGGCCCUGGACUCCACCGUGGCCGGCGAGACGCGCAAGUGGCUUGAGUGCUCCCCGUCGACCCCCUCACCGACGCCGGCACCAGACAUCGAGAGUGCCUCAGGCGUUGGAGAGCCGACCAUGACCGCAGCCAUCAUCGCGGUUAUUCUUUCGACCGCCUGUGCGUGA
Prorocentrum cordatum is the source of this 327-nucleotide messenger RNA. Lineage: Eukaryota; Dinophyceae; Prorocentrales; Prorocentraceae. The record is from the annotation of a GenBank genome assembly.